AGCUUAAUGCGGUCGACAACAUGAGAAAACACCCAUAAUGUCGUUUUCGAUGGUUUCACAUGUUCAAGGCUCAGUACCCUCCAAAAAGCCAUUGCCAAUGGAUUUCACCUCCCUCAUGGCUUGGAUUUGGACAUAUCACACAUACACACAUAUAUAAAUAUAUUUGAGCAGUGAUAGAGAGCAUGACUCUUUCUCAUUUCUCUAAUUGAGCAUCUCUUUCCCCUCUUCCACAAUUUGUUGCGUAACUGGUUUCCCUUCUUAGCUUCCAUUAGUAAUUCCUUAUAUCCUUGUUGCUUAAGGAACUAGUUAUGAAGAACUCAUCGGUGUUCAUGGCGGAUUCCGUUGAUGAAGACUGUGAUUAUCUGUUCAAGGCGGUUUUGAUCGGGGACUCUGGAGUUGGGAAAUCAAACUUGCUGUCCAGGUUUUCCAAAGACGAAUUCCGGCUGGAUUCCAAGCCCACCAUCGGUGUCGAAUUCGCUUACCGGAAUAUCAAGGUUGGUGAUAAACUCGUCAAGGCUCAGAUAUGGGACACUGCCGGCCAAGAAAGAUUCAGAGCGAUCACCAGUUCAUACUACCGUGGAGCGCUAGGUUCGAUACUAGUGUAUGACAUAACACGGCGAAAAUCCUUCGACAAUGUGGAUAAAUGGUUGCGUGAGCUCCGCGAGUAUGGUAAUUCCGAUAUGGUUAUAGUUCUUGUGGGGAACAAAUCGGAUUUGAGUUACUCGAGAGAGGUCACCGAGGAAGAAGGUAAAAAUUUUGCAGAGGCAGAAGGGAUAUGUUUCAUGGAAACUUCAGCUCUAGAGAAUGUGAACGUCGAGAGACUAUUCUUGGAUAUGAUUUCUAAGAUUCACGAAAUAACGAGCCAAAAGAUUUUGGACACCAAAAUGGAUGAUCAAACUAGUGCAAGUCUUCAGUCUGCGAAAGAAAUCAUACAUAUUGAUGAUGAUAGUGAAGUCACGGCUACUAAACAAUCAAGUUAUUGUUGCUCAUGAUAAUUUUGUUCAGCUCUUAUGUACACUCCAUGGGAGUGAGAAAGAGAGAGAGCUUGUAUAGAAUUGAAGAAUUUUGAUUUUGAUUUCUUUCGGAUUGGUCAUACUCAGAUCCCGAUUUAUUGAUUCGCAUUUUCC
This is a messenger RNA of Fragaria vesca subsp. vesca, 1127 nucleotides long. RefSeq names its product ras-related protein RABA6a-like. The transcript has 2 exons. Gene Ontology annotation, cellular component: endosome. Gene Ontology annotation, molecular function: GTPase activity; GTP binding. The record is from RefSeq and is a predicted model, not a curated record. The coding region runs from base 309 to 992 and encodes 227 amino acids. Lineage: Eukaryota; Viridiplantae; Streptophyta; Magnoliopsida; Rosales; Rosaceae.